GCGAGCUUUCGAAUUUCUGGUCGCGCGAACAAAUUCAACGCUGUCGUCACCACCACACCCUUCUACAAUAAGAAAGGACCGCAUUAAACGUCUGCCUGGAACCGGCCUGACCAUCCACGAAAUCACGACGCCCCCCAUCCUCCCGAGCUCGAGCCAAAAAAAACCGCCAAGAUGGACUUCUCAGACUCAUUCCGCAUCGUCAACCUCGCGGUUGGCGUCAUCAUGAUCCUGGGCGGCAUCUCGCAGUACUUUUACGACACCAACGGAUUCCAAGGAGCCAUCCUCGGCUCGUACAUCAUCAUCUUUGGCCUCAUCACCGGCCUCCUCGAGUUCCAGAUCCCGCCCCAGGUCUCGCGCUACGCCUCUUUCCUCUUCUCCUUCAUCGGCCGCGGCAUCUUCUACGUCUUCGUCGGCUCCGUCCUCCUCUCCAACCACGCCCUGCGCAUCAUCGCCGGCUCCAUCGUCGGGCUCGUCGGUGUCGCCUACGUCGCCCUCGAGUUCGUCCCCUCCAUCGAGCCCCCGGCCAACAUGCGCGACGCCGACCAGGGCUGGGGCGCCGAGCAGGUCUAAAAAAUAUAUAUAUAAAGUUAGAGCAUUUGUCCGGACUGGGUGGAGGGGGUUCAGGUCAUCAGGCCUUGGCAGCAAUGGUAGCAGUGGCAGCGGUGGUCACUGCAUCUUUUUUUUUCAGGUUCACCACCCAGAAAAUCAAGCACCAACGAGUCUAUGACUGUAUUGUCUGGGGGAAGGAGGAAAAAGGGGCAAAAUGGGCGUGGCGCCAGGUUAAACGACAGCAUGGGGAACACGUCACGUUACGUUCAGGAAGCGGGUGGGACAGGAAAUGGAGAGCAGGUCAACGAGAGGCGGUUUUUAUAUAGGUAAAGCUGUAUUGUGUGAUGCUGGCGAUUUCAUCAUUUGUCUUCGAAGCACGAGCAUGUUUUUCUCCGCGCCUUACUUUGCCCUGUGUGGCCCGUCGCUGGAAUGGCUGUCGUGGAUCCCGAAUUGAG
Messenger RNA from Gaeumannomyces tritici R3-111a-1, 1004 nucleotides. RefSeq lists its product as hypothetical. Gene Ontology annotation, biological process: vesicle-mediated transport. The transcript has 6 exons. Lineage: Eukaryota; Fungi; Ascomycota; Sordariomycetes; Magnaporthales; Magnaporthaceae. Gene Ontology annotation, cellular component: Golgi membrane. Bases 172 to 570 code for a protein of 132 amino acids. The record is from RefSeq and is a predicted model, not a curated record.